CUAUGAAGGCCUAAAUGAAAACUCACGGAUAUUGUUGGAUACCUCGGCGAGCGGAUCAUUCAUGAGCCUUGAACUUGACGAAGCUGAAGAACUCAUUGAGCGGAUCUCAACAAACGGAUCUACCUGGUACUCUGACCGUCCAUCCGCUCAACCGAAAAUUGGAGGCAUGUAUGAAGUUGAUCAAAUGUCAGCCAUGGCUGCUAAGGUCGACAACAUGAUGAGCAUGAUCCAAAAGAUUGCUCAAGUCUCUGCUGUACAAAACACUACGCCAGCACCGCCUCAUGUUCCUGUUCUCAUGUGUGUAUCAUGUGGUGGACAACAUGAUCAAUCUUCGUGUCCAUGGGAUGCAAUGGAGCAAGUUGAUUAUGUCAACUAUAACUGGCCGCAGCAACAACAAAACCCAUUUGGCGGAUUUAAUUCUCAAAACAACAAUCCACAAGCUUAUCGGAGUCCACCACCCGGCUUUCAAAAUCAACAGCAACAACAAUUUAGAGGUGGCCAAGGUUUUGCUAACAAUCAUCAGUUUAAGCAAAACCAAAGCUUCCCCUAUGUUUCACAUCAACAAAAGUCGAUCCUGCCAACUCCUGAAACAACAUCAGCUCCCGGCUUGGAUAACAUUGUUGAUCAGCUACUCAAAUCUCAACUAGCCCAAGCCGAAACCUUGAAGAAGAUUUCUGAAGAGCUUACUCAACUUCGAGCUCACAAUAGGAUUCUUGAAAAUCAAAUCUCUAGUCAAGCAUCAACAUCAUCAACAAAUGUGACUGGAAAAUUGCCAGCUUGUCCCAAGAAUCCAAGAGAGCAAAUGAAUGCUAUCACUACUCGGAGUGGGAAACAAAUUCAAUCUCCAUCUCUUCCGAGUAGUGAUCCUGAAGAAGAAAGAAGAGAGGAUGUCAAAGAAGAAGCUCAGGACAAAGUCAAAGGAGAUGCUGCUGAAAUGUUUCCGGAGUCAAUCCAGAUCAAAGAAGGAAAGAAAAAAGAAGAAGAAGGUUUGGUAAGGAAAUAAGCUCCACCAAUUCCUUUUCCAAACCGACUCAAGAAAUCACAUAUUGAGGAACGAAGAACAAAGUUCUUGAACCGUA
Molecule: messenger RNA, 1079 nt
Organism: Cuscuta campestris
Lineage: Eukaryota; Viridiplantae; Streptophyta; Magnoliopsida; Solanales; Convolvulaceae
Source: the annotation of a GenBank genome assembly